Molecule: messenger RNA, 556 nt
Organism: Dermacentor andersoni
Lineage: Eukaryota; Metazoa; Arthropoda; Arachnida; Ixodida; Ixodidae
Source: RefSeq, a predicted model, not a curated record
AAUGGAUCACAAUGCUUUGAAGCAGUUGAAAGACACGGGAGUUUCCAUGGUCGAUAAUGAUGUCAUCGCCGCAUUGGCCAACUACGCAAGACACCAGGACAUCAAUACUUUCUGCAUACGCGAUGCUCACAGGAUCAUGCAAACACUCCCCCUAAAGCGCCAGUUCCACCUUUUAAACUUCAGCCUGCCACAGAAGCCGGCCAACAAUCGGCUGCCACCAAGCACCCUCCUACCGCAGCCGGGCCUCCAUGAUUCAGCACCAAUUGGAUCCGGCUUGCCAGCGGUGAAGGCAUCCUCAAUCACCGGGUUCGACGCUGAGGCAGUCGGAAGUGGAAUUUCGGUGGAAGUCACCGAACACCGCGACGUGUCCGGCCUGGCGAUGGCGUCCUCCUCCAAGUCUGGCAAACGAUCCAAGAAACCAAGGAGACGUCUCGUGACAAAAAGCAGGCGUGCUCCGCACUGGGUUCCUUCUACCACUCCUGCAACACCGUAGACGCGCUCGUCAUGCAAUCCUGCAGUGGGGUGUAGGCUUUCUUCAAGGUCACGGUGAACAAUG